GAGCUCGGGCCGCAGCCAUAUAGAAGCCAGCGUCCGGGCCGGCAGAGCGGCGUCGGCGGGGUUGGCCGGGGCGGCGGGGCGCUAGAGCCUGGGCGGGCGGGCCGAGGGCCGGGGUCGAGGCCGGGGAUCGGGUGACUGGCGGGCUGAGCUCCCGCCCCCGCGCAAGGCCGGGGAGUAUGCGGCCGGGGGCUCCGGGGCGGGGCGGGCGGCGGCGGCUGCAGCGCUAGCGGCGCAGGGGGUGGGCGGCGGCGGCAUGAGGCGCGGGGCCGGCGCCCGCGGGAGGGAGGCGCUGCCGGCGGCCCGGCCGCUCCCGCUGCAGCUGCUCGCCGGGCUCGCCGUGCCCCGCUUGCGGGGCCCCGGACGCUCUCGUCCCGGCCGCCGCCCGGGCCGCCCGUGGUGACCAUCCGCCGCGCCGCCCGAGGCUUCACCCGCGCCCUCCCCCAGGGCGCGCCCGCGGAGCUCCGGCCCCAUCGCCUGCUCGCGGAGGCCGCGCUGGGCGGCGGCGAGGCCGGAAGAUGGCCUGGGUGCUCAAGAUGGACGAGGUGAUCGAGUCCGGGCUGGUGCACGACUUCGACGCCAGCCUCUCGGGCAUCGGGCAGGAGCUGGGCGCCGGCGCCUACAGCAUGAGCGAUGUCUUGGCAUUGCCCAUUUUUAAGCAGGAAGAUUCCAGCCUUCCGUUGGAUGGUGAGACUAAACACCCACCCUUUCAGUAUGUGAUGUGCGCCGCCACCUCGCCAGCCGUCAAACUGCACGACGAGACGCUCACUUACUUGAACCAAGGUCAGUCUUAUGAAAUUCGGAUGCUGGAUAAUCGGAAAAUGGGAGAUAUGCCCGAGAUUACUGGAAAAUUGGUAAAGAGCAUCAUAAGAGUUGUAUUCCAUGACAGACGGCUGCAGUACACGGAGCAUCAGCAACUCGAAGGCUGGAAGUGGAAUCGCCCUGGAGACAGACUUCUCGAUUUAGAUAUUCCAAUGUCUGUGGGAAUAAUUGACACCAGGACAAAUCCAAGCCAGUUAAAUGCGGUUGAAUUUCUGUGGGACCCUGCAAAGCGCACGUCUGCUUUCAUUCAGGUGCACUGCAUCAGCACAGAAUUUACUCCACGGAAGCACGGAGGCGAGAAGGGAGUGCCUUUCAGGAUCCAGGUCGACACCUUUAAGCAGAAUGAAAAUGGAGAAUACACGGAUCAUCUACACUCAGCUAGCUGCCAAAUCAAAGUGUUUAAGCCUAAAGGUGCAGACAGGAAACAAAAAACGGACCGAGAGAAGAUGGAGAAGAGGACCGCUCACGAGAAGGAAAAGUACCAGCCGUCCUACGACACCACCAUCCUCACGGAGUGCUCUCCGUGGCCCGAUACCCCCACAGCCUACGUGAAUAGCAGCCCUUCCACAGCGCCCGCCUUCACCUCCCCACAGCAGGGCACGUGCAGCGUCCCAGACAGCAAUUCUUCUUCCCCAAAUCAUCAGGGAGAUGGAGUUUCACAGCCCUCUAGUGAACAACUUCAGCCUUCAGCCACGAUCCAGGAAACACAACAAUGGCUGCUCAAAAACCGAUUCUCUUCUUACACAAGACUGUUUUCCAAUUUUUCAGGUGCCGACUUAUUAAAACUGACAAAGGAGGAUUUAGUACAAAUUUGUGGUGCAGCCGAUGGCAUUCGGCUCUAUAAUUCACUCAAGUCAAGGUCGGUGAGGCCCCGCUUGACCAUCUAUGUCUGCCAGGAGCAGCCGAGCGGCUCCCCGCUGCAGGGGCAGCAGCUGGCGGGCGGCGGAGGCGAGGGCAGCGGCGGGACACCCUACGUUUAUCAUGCGAUCUACUUGGAAGAAAUGGUCGCUUCAGAAGUUGCUCGAAAACUUGCAUCGGUGUUUAAUAUUCCUUUCCACCAAAUUAACCAGGUCUACAGACAGGGUCCCACCGGUAUUCACAUUCUUGUUAGCGACCAGAUGGUUCAGAACUUUCAAGAUGAGAGUUGUUUUUUAUUCUUCACAGUAAAAGCAGAGAAUGGUGACGGUAUCCACAUAGUUUUGAAGUGAUGUCUUACUUAGUCUGAACUAUAUUCAGUACCAAAUAAAGUCACGCUUAAAAGUGUGUGAAGACUGAAUCCAAGAAGUCUUGGGAUUGGAUUUUACCGUAUGAAAUGUUUCAUAUUGAAAACACAAGAUGACCUUUCUAAUGAGCUGUAUGAGAGGCGAAUCUCCUCACUGUCACUGCCAUAGCCAAGCAUCCUCGUGAGAGUGAGCGCGUCGGGACGGCACGCGUGCAGCUCUGGGGGCCACGCGCAGGCCCGGCUGCUGCUUCUCUGGCAGAGGCCAGUAGGUACAGUUCCUAGAGGCAGCCUUUGCUGUCUCUCUACACUGUAUGCGGUUUGGAAAUGAAUGUAAAAACGUACCGUGGGCAUUUACCUUUCUGUGCCAGUUUGGCUUUUGUGGCCUGAACCUUAUGCCGACCCGGGGCGGGGGUGGGGGACAGUGCCGUCGUGGGACCAGCACGGAGUCUGUCUGCAGAGGCCACGUGCUGACACCGUGAUUGGUGGUCAGGUAAGAGUCUUGGCACCUUCUCGGAAGAAAUCACGGAAGGGUGUGUGUGACGGGAUCAUGCCAGAUCAGGGAAGACCCGAGCCAGGAAGGCGGGUGUGAAGCAAACUGCAUUAUCAAGAGUACCUUGGUGAGAGGAUCAGUGUAAAUCCUAAUAGGUACAAAGACUUUUGUGUUUCUGCUUCAUCACAGAUUUCUUGAAAAACCUUUUGCUUCCGCUUCCAUUUUUAGCAUUUUGUUUCUGGUUUUUAUUUUUGAAGCCCCAAUGCCUUUUAAACUCAUGUGGCGUCCCUCCCUUUCGCUGUUUCCGACCACCCCGUCCCUCCUCGCUCUGAACCGUCCUGUCCUUAAGUGUUUUUAAAGCCCUACCCCAGACCGUGGAACCAGGUGCCCCGGGGAGGGGGGAAGACUAUGGUAGUUUUCUGACUUGCCGUUGAGGGGUCUUUGUUAUCAAUGAGUUGAAAUUAUCGCGGCAAACCAGAUGUCAUAAAUGAAACACUAGAUUGUGCCGUAAAAAUGGCCCACGCUUCUGAGAUAUUGAGCUCUAGUACAAUCAUGGUAAACGUUCUGGUGAUUAUUUAAGAGGCUUUUGGCUACACCACACGAUGGCCUCUUUUUCUUAAAAAGGGUGCGUCUUCCACAAAACCAAAUGCUUGUCUCUCAAAGGGACGCCACGGCUUUUGCGAUUUCCUCCUCGUUCUCGCUUCCCUCCCCACACGCACCAGCAGGCACCUGUGAAACCUGUGGUGGAGCAGACCGUGUUUUAAACUUCGGCGCCCUUUAGCUAUAGCACCUCUGUCCACGCGCCCGGCUGUCUUGGUUUUGAACGUGCCGAUUCUGAUCUUUGUUCGGGCGGAAAUAGGAGUGAUUUGGACUCUGAAAUCCCUCCCAGAAGACAGACCACUUCAGUGGGUAAAAAGCUUUGACGGUUCGUGUUUUAUUCUUCGAGGGGAUUAAGACGCACGGUCUCUAAACACUUUCAUCUUUAGUUUGAAAAUAUCUGUAACUCUGUAGACCCUGAAGCGGGGGAACGUUCCUUUCUGUCAUCUCCCUUUGCUUUUGUAUGAACACAUGUUUUCUGUACCAAUCACUUGGGAAAGAAGUGAGCAUAUCUCUUGUUUUUAGAGUUCUGCUUGUCUAUUUAGCAUUCCUUUUUGAGUCUCAAGAUAUACGGAACAAUAAAUGUCAUUUAAUGCUGUGUGCUAUUUCGAAUUCCUCAUCAGGUGUUAGAAAUGGGGUUGAAAACACUUUAAAAGCUCAUCGAACUUGAAAUUCUACCAAGCAGCAUUGAAAAUUAGUCUGUCCCAGUGAAGCAGGUUAAAUUAUGGCACCAGCAAAUUUGCUACUUUGUUUUUUUAACAGUAGGAUGUAUACAUUUCAGUAAAAUAAAUGUUUUCCGAUUGUUUUGCA
Messenger RNA from Prionailurus viverrinus (fishing cat), 3938 nucleotides. It is a transcript of the gene UBP1, whose product is annotated as upstream binding protein 1. Gene Ontology annotation, cellular component: nucleus. Lineage: Eukaryota; Metazoa; Chordata; Mammalia; Carnivora; Felidae. The transcript has 15 exons. The record is from RefSeq and is a predicted model, not a curated record. Gene Ontology annotation, biological process: regulation of transcription by RNA polymerase II. Gene Ontology annotation, molecular function: RNA polymerase II cis-regulatory region sequence-specific DNA binding; DNA-binding transcription activator activity, RNA polymerase II-specific. Bases 516 to 2027 code for a protein of 503 amino acids.